Messenger RNA from Pistacia vera, 1092 nucleotides. Its product is annotated as protein FAR1-RELATED SEQUENCE 5-like. The transcript has 4 exons. The coding region runs from base 1 to 1092 and encodes 363 amino acids. The record is from RefSeq and is a predicted model, not a curated record. NCBI's taxonomy places the organism in Eukaryota, Viridiplantae, Streptophyta, Magnoliopsida, Sapindales, Anacardiaceae.
AUGGAAGAUAACAGAAGUCUAGAAGAAGAAUGCAAACCUGAACCUGGAAUGUUUUAUGAAUCGUUUGAUAAGUUUUUCCAAUACUAUAAGAGCUAUGAGAAUAAAAUGGGUUUUGAAGUUGCUAUAAGAUCUUCAAGAAAAGGAGUUGAUGGGGAGUUGAUUUAUGCAAAUGUGGCUUGUUCUUGUGGUGGGAAGCGAGACAGUAACUCCAGAAAUGUUUGUAAAAUUGUACCAUUAACACAAAGUGGUUGUAAGGCUCGUUGUACUGCAUCUCGACGUUCUGAUGGAAAAUGGAAAAUAGUGUCGAUCAUCUAUGAGCAUAACCAUGAACUCAGUAGUUCUAGCAAAUCUAGAUUUUUCAAGAGCAAUCGGAUUAUACAGCCGUAUGUGAAAAGGAAGCUUGAAGUAAAUGAUAGGGUUGGGAUUAGACCUAAUAAAAAUUUUAAUUCCUUGUUAGUUGAAGAUGGUGGUGCUGAGAAUUUGACUUUCUUACAAAAGGAUUGUAGGAAUUACAUUGAAAAGGUUAGGAGGACCCGACUUGGUGCUGGGGAUGCUACUACAAUCCAAAAAUAUUUUCUAAAUAUGCAAAAGGAUAAUCCAACUUUCUUCUACAUUAUGGAUUUAGAUGAGGAUGGUCGAUUGCAGAAUGUUCUAUGGGUGGAUGCAAGAAGUAGGGCUGCAUUUAGGGAAUUCAGCGAUUUUGUCACAUUCGACACGACAUGUUUGACUAACAAGUAUGAUAUGUCAUUUGCUGCGUUUGUCUGUGUUGACCAUCAUGGCCAUUCCACAUUGUUAGGUUAUGGGUUGGUCUCCCACGAGGACACACAAACUUUUGAAACUGAUUCCAAUAUCCAAUAUGUAGUCAAGGAAGAUGUAUUGGUUGGAAAGAGCUACCGUCAUGUUCCUUUUGUAGUUUGCUUUGGUGAACGUGUUUCUGAGACUAGGAGUUCCCAAGAAUCAAAAGAAUCAAUUGAAGCUGGUGCAUAUGCGAGUAAUGUCCACCCACGUGAAGCAGGAGUCCUUGUAUUAAGUCAGGGUUACAGUGAACUGUCUGUCACUUACAGGCCAUCACUUGCAGAUACAAAUUAUUGA